Messenger RNA from Schistosoma turkestanicum, 1089 nucleotides. NCBI's taxonomy places the organism in Eukaryota, Metazoa, Platyhelminthes, Trematoda, Strigeidida, Schistosomatidae. The record is from the annotation of a GenBank genome assembly.
AUGAUAUCACAGUUACAACAACAAUUACAACAUCAACACAGACAUCAUACUUUUGAUACUCCAGAGAAUAAAGCAAAUCUAUCACAGUUUUGUUUAAAUUUGCCUGAAUUAAAUUCUAUACACACUUUAAUUGAAUACGAUACAAAAAUUGACUGCAAUAAUCAACAGUCCAUAGAACAAGGAAAGUUGAAUACUAGUAAUGAUAGUGCAGAUACAAUCAAUAAUCAUGAUAAUAAAUCGAAAACUCGUAUCACAAUUACUUCGACCAAUAUUUCUACAAUUGAGGAUAGCGUUCACACGAAACAAGUUCCUAUCAUUACCGAUCAUUGUUUAUCCAGGAAGAAUAAACUGGAGAAUCAAUUCAAUGAAUAUAAUAAAUCAAUAUCUCUCAAUUCAAGUCAUCAGCAUAGAUUGCGUUAUUCACCGAACACUACCACUACAGUCUCCACUACUACUGCUACUACUACUACAUGUGAUACAAAUUGUAUAGGGUCCAAUUCAGAAAUAUGUAAUACACCAAAAUAUCCCCGACUUCAUCAUUCUCUACCAAAGUCUAACAACUCAAACCAUAGCAAUCUAAUUCACAAUAAUAAUAUUAGUAACUAUAAUGACGGAAAUAUUUUAGCAGAAACAGAUAAUCAAUCUAAAUUGUAUGCAUUUCAAAGAAAUGUUAAACAACUUAUUGAUUAUGAGUUAAAUAAUCAUUUGAAGAAUGAAUACAUUUCAGUGGAUCAUCAUCCUCAACUACAACUACAACCGACAUCACCAUUAUUGUCAUCAUUAUGCACAUCAUCUUUAAACAAUAACACCAACAAUGAGCAUAUUCUGUCGUCUUUGAUACAUGAAAAUAAUAAUAAUAAUCAUAUACAAUCAGAUAAUGAUAAUAAUAACAAUCAUAAUGUAAAUGAAGAAAUAUCCAAUGAACAAGAUGGUGGAGAAUUGUACAGAAGGAGAAAUACUAAAAUUGAUGACUCCGUGUUGGAUUCAUUAAAUGUUAGAUUAGGUAGAACAAUGGAAAAAAUGGAUGUUUUAAAUCAUUUACAAAAAUUUAGUAAGUUAAUAAUGAGUUCACUGUUCGAAACAUUGUAG